Molecule: messenger RNA, 969 nt
Organism: Cylicocyclus nassatus
Lineage: Eukaryota; Metazoa; Nematoda; Chromadorea; Rhabditida; Strongylidae
Source: the annotation of a GenBank genome assembly
AUGAAGCACAGCUUGAAAGACAUAGUACCUGGAAUGGAAUACGACAUCUCCCCUACUGCCCCACAACUCGAAGCUCUCAGCGAUAAUGCUAUCGAAACCUUUCGACUGGAAAUUACUGCAAUCCGAUCCAACCUGCUCAAGGCUUAUGCCAAAAUCACAAAACUGGACGAGGAAUGGAAUGCACUUCAGCAAGCCAGCCCCGAAGAGCAACAGGUACUCGCCGAUUACCUUAAAAAGUAUGGUGAUUAUCAUGUUACUGUUGCUGACGCUGUCAAACAGUUGGAAACUCUUGACGUUUUGCUGAAUUCCAUCGAUCAAGAAUUUACUCGCCGCCACCUCACUCUUUUAUCCAUUUCUUCUGAAACUCACACACCAGACGAAGAUCAACCUUGGAACCGAGGGACAAAUCUCCAUGUCCCCGCCAUUUCGCAACCCACCGAUGUUUCUCUUUUAAACUUUGUCGAUGCUUCCAUCCUCUCCAAACUUGAACUACCCACUUUCGAUGGAAAUCUUCUCGAUUAUCCCGAACUUCAAUCUCGAUUUGCUACCUUAGUCGGAAACAAAGUCCAACUGGACGACACUACCAAAUUUUCGCUUCUCAAAUCAUGUCUCCGAGGAAAAGCAUUGCAAGUCAUUCAAGGUUUAUCCAUGACCCCUGCCAACUAUAAGGUAGCGAUGGACAUUUUGCGAACUCAUUUCGAUGAUAAAGUCACACUCAAGCAUAUACUGUACACAAAGCUUGCAUCUCUACCACCGUGUGAUCCAGAGGGCCGCAAUCUUCUCCCUCUUUACAAUCAGAUGUUUUCGCUUGUGAGACAGUUCUCUAACGGUAAUGACGAUUCAACAGAGAAAGCUCUCGGUGCUCUUCUCCUCAACAAACUUCCUCCUCGUGUGAAAAGUCAAAUCUACGAUCAAACUCAAGAUGACCACAAUGUUUCACCGUUAGAAAUGCUUCACUCACGAGCAUAG